GCACGGGUUACAACCCGGCGCAUGUUAGAAACUACAAGCUUCAAUACGGUAACGGAGAAACUAAUGAAAGUGGCGGAAAUCUCAAAGAAACACUUCAAUUAAUUUAUCUUCUUUUUCGUUUAACCCAAUUUCAUUCUCCCAACAAAUCUCUUCUCUUCAGCCUCUUCUUCCAAUUCCAUUCUCUGCACUCCCUUUCGCGUUCUCCCUCAUGGAGUCCACUGCUGCCAUUCGAUCAUUUCACCAUCCCAUAGGCAUUAUAUCCCACGUGCGAUCCUCAAUUGAUAGGGCAGCUGUAGUUUCCUGCCAUAAAGUCAGACGGAACUCUAGUAAUGGGCUUUUUCAGCAUUUGACAAAUGGCGAGAAGCGCGUCUACUCUCACAGCAGGGGUAAGAAGACACUGGUUUCAUGUGCAAAAACAGUGGAACCUAUCAACACAACCAAGUCUGAUGCUUCUUCAGACAGCACUCUGCAAAACUCAUUAGAGAAAAAGUCAUUGCAAACUGCUACUUUUCCUAAUGGAUUUGAGGCUUUGGUAUUGGAGGUAUGUGAUGAGACUGAAAUCGCUGAACUGAAAUUAAAGGUCGGUGAGUUUGAGAUGCAUCUUAAGCGAAGCAUUGGAGCAACAAACGCUCCAUCGUCCAACAUUUCACAAACUAUACCACCACCUAUUCCAAGUAAACCUAUGGACGAAACAGCACCAGCUACUCCACAGUCAUUGCCACCAACAUCAUCUCCAGAAAAAGCCAAUCCAUUUGCAAAUGUUUCACUACAAAAGUCAUCAAAGUUGACAGCAUUGGAGGCUUCUGGUAUCAAUACAUACGUGUUAAUAUCAGCUCCUAUGGUUGGUCUAUUCCAAAGAGGUAGAAUAAUUAAAGGGCGGAUGCUUCCUCCUAACUGUAAAGAGGGUGAUGUAAUCAGAGAAGGUCAAGUCAUAGGGUAUUUGAAUCAGUUUGGUGCUGCACAUCCCGUUAAGUCAGAUGUAGCUGGAGAAGUGUUAAAGCUACUUGUUGAUGAAGGAGAUCCUGUUGGUUAUGGAGAUCACAUGGUUGCCGUCUUGCCAUCAUUUCAUGACAUUAAGUGAUCCAGCAUUUUCCUGCCAUUGAAGAUUUAAUUAUGCGGCAUUUAUAUUGGCAUAUUGGUAAACGUUUUGAAUAGAUUGAGAAAUAAUUGUUUGUGCUUAAAUAUUAGGGGAAGGGUAUACCAAUUGCUCAAAAUUGUAUUUUUAUUAUGCUAAUUCCUAGAUCACCUUAUUACGCGUCUUAGUGAAUGUACUCAAACAUGAGAUUUUGCACACUAUGAACCGAUCCUAGUACGUUUGAUUGCUUGGUUGAUUUAUUUAUUUUUCUGUAAAAGAAAAAGGUGUAGAACUUGUUUUGGGAUACUCGGAUCAUAAUCGGUAAACCAUGCAUUGCUAGAA
Messenger RNA from Lathyrus oleraceus (garden pea), 1417 nucleotides. RefSeq lists its product as uncharacterized. The record is from RefSeq and is a predicted model, not a curated record. NCBI's taxonomy places the organism in Eukaryota, Viridiplantae, Streptophyta, Magnoliopsida, Fabales, Fabaceae. The transcript is spliced from 9 exons. Bases 209 to 1081 code for a protein of 290 amino acids.